Messenger RNA from Cimex lectularius (bed bug), 720 nucleotides. RefSeq lists its product as uncharacterized. Gene Ontology annotation, molecular function: odorant binding. Lineage: Eukaryota; Metazoa; Arthropoda; Insecta; Hemiptera; Cimicidae. The record is from RefSeq and is a predicted model, not a curated record. The transcript is spliced from 7 exons. Bases 163 to 624 code for a protein of 153 amino acids.
AAAUGAGCCCUAUCGGCAAAUAAAAUCUGAAAAUGGAAAUAGAAACAGGCAACAGUGAUGAUAGUCAUUUGUCUGACUCAAUGAACCAUUACAGCUGUAGUAUAUAAAAUUGGGUGUUGUUGGCCUUCUCCGGCUGUUUCCUGAUUCCUCUCUACAAACAAAAUGCUUACGCUUGUAAUCCUUGCUUCAAUUGCUUACCAUGCCUUGGCUGAAAUGAAUCCCGACCAGGAUCUGAUUAACAAGGGACUCAAAUUCACUGCCGAGUGCAUGUCAAAAUCUGCUAUAAAAUAUGAUCAGUGCUUGGAGAUGUUUAAAGAUGGGAUUGAUCUAACUGAUAAGAAAUACGAUGGUUGCAAAUGUGUUAUUAAUUGUGUUGCCAAAAAAUUUCAUGUAAUUACAAAAGAUGGGAGUUAUGACUUACCUGGAAUUGAAGGGUAUAUUCAAAAUCUGAAAACUCCAGCAUGGAAGGAAGAAGCAAAAAGAGUUUUCCCGCUAUGCAAGGAUGAAACUUCUGGGGCAAAUGGCUGUGAGGCAGGAUUCAACCUAUUCUCUUGCGCUAUGAGAAAUUCUGAUAAAGCUAAAUCACUGACGAUGAAACUUGUGAAGACGCUUUCUGGAGCUUGAGCGACCUAGCAGCAUUGACCAUAUUGCUAUUCUACUCAUUACUGUUUUUGUUUAAUUUUAUUUAAAAAUUAUUUAUCUGUUGUAAGAAAAGAUUAA